GACCGCGGCCGGCCGGGUGGGCGGAGCCUAAAGUGUACAGUUCCGUCCUGGAUCAGCAGCCUGAUCUGUAGGUAACCCGGACCAGGCGGACAAGGGAACUAACAGACAGAAACACACCACUCAUGUCUGCAGAGAAGAUGGAGACAACAGCCAGUGUGUCCAAUGGAGCACAGCCUGUAAAUGAGGGGAAAGAAGACGCCCUCAGUCCUGAGGAUCUGUCUGAGGUGCUGGCAGCAGGGACCAAGGAGGUUCACGAGAAGGCUGAGAAUACCCAGUUUGUGAAAGAUUUCCUCAGGGGACGCAUCCGCAAAGAGCUCUUCAAGCUUGGUGCCGUGGCUCUCUACUACACGUAUACAGCCAUGGAGGAGGAGAUUGAAAGGAACAAAGACCACCCCCACUUUGCCCCUCUAUAUUUUCCUACAGAGCUGCACCGCAAAGAGGCCCUGGCUCGUGACCUUGAGUACUUUUAUGGCCCUGACUGGCAGAGCCAGGUGAGCUGCUCCCAGGCCACCCAGCACUAUGUGGACCGUAUUCAUCAAGUAGGCCAGGAGGACCCAGUGCUGCUGGUGGCCCAUGCCUACACCCGCUACAUGGGGGACCUGUCAGGGGGACAGGUGCUGAAGAAGGUGGCGCAGAGAGCCAUGAAGCUGCCGUCCACGGGGGAGGGCCUGGAAUUCUAUCAGUUUGAUGGCAUCCAUAGCGCCAAAGCAUUCAAGCAGCUGUACCGCAGUCGGAUGAACGAGCUGGAACUGGACAUGGAAAUAAAGAAGAGGCUGGUAGACGAGGCUAUCAAGGCCUUCCAGUUCAACAUGGAGGUGUUUGAGGAGUUGGAAGAGAUCGGUAAAACCAUCCAGGAUGAGGUUUUAGAUGCUGGCAUGCCGGUCCAUGGAGCAACGGGUGGAGACAUCAGCAAGUGUCCCUACUAUGCUGCCAAAAUGGCGGCGUCGGGCGGAACGGCAUACGCCUCUCAGCUCGCCAUGGCUGUACUCCGACACCCGACCGGACAGGUUCUGUUCGCCACUUGGUUUGCUGCUCUGGCCGGAUUGGCUGCGUGGUAUCUGAUGUGAUCUGUCAC
This is a messenger RNA of Anoplopoma fimbria (sablefish), 1075 nucleotides long. It is a transcript of the gene hmox2b, whose product is annotated as heme oxygenase 2b. The transcript is spliced from 6 exons. Gene Ontology annotation, molecular function: heme binding; heme oxygenase (decyclizing) activity. The coding region runs from base 123 to 1067 and encodes 314 amino acids. Lineage: Eukaryota; Metazoa; Chordata; Actinopteri; Perciformes; Anoplopomatidae. The record is from RefSeq and is a predicted model, not a curated record. Gene Ontology annotation, biological process: heme oxidation; response to oxidative stress; heme catabolic process.